UUCCAAAAACGCCCAAAGCAAUUUGUUAAUCGCCAAGUUAUGCUCCUGUGGGUAAUUUUUUGCUCGUUAUACAACGAUUCAGUUUAAAACGUGCCAAUACCAUGAAGUUGCAAGUUGUUUUACUUCUAUUCUUAUUAACCGAUUUAUGCGGUGGAAUAAUCCCAAAUGGUAAAAACGCUAAAAAUAAAACCGUCAUCCCAGAUUAUUAUUUAAAAGAAGUUAGACCACCCACCUUAAAAGGAAAACCAUUAGAAGUCGAUUUUUGCAUGACCGUAAUCGAUAUUAACUCAAUUAACGUUGAAGAUAUGGAUUUUAGAAUGGACAUGUUUUUACGUCAACAAUGGCAAGAUUCGCGUUUAAGAAUCCCGGAGGAAGUUUUCGAAUACGGCGAUGAAUACGUAACGCUCCCCUCGCAAUUCUUCGAUAAUCUUUGGCAGCCGGAUCUUUACUUUUUAAAUUCGAAGGUGGUCGAAAUCGCCACGUUGAACCAAAAAUUCUCAUCCGUCACUUUAUUUCGAAAUAAAACAGUCCGAUAUUCGGCUAGAAUGCACGCAAUAGUCGCGUGCCAAAUGGAAUUUAAAUUUUAUCCGAUGGACACGCAAGUUUGUCCAUUAAAUAUUGAAAGUUUUGCAUACGAUAACUCGAAAAUGAUUUUAAAUUGGUUAAAUCCUGGAGUGGUAAUCAGCCCGGAAUUAAAGCUGCUGCAAUAUAACGUCGGAAAAGUGAGGUUAGAACAUAAAUACGUUCAAACCGGUGAAAAAAAUGGGAAUUUUUCGCGAUUGGUGGUUUAUUUUCGUUUCGAACGCCAAAUUGGGCACCAUUUAAUCCAAACGUUUGCGCCUUCAACAUUAAUCGUUAUUUUAUCAUGGUUCAGUUUUUGGUUAGGAUUGGAUGCAAUCCCGGCGAGAGUUACGUUAAUGGUUACAUGUCUUUUAACAUUAGUCACGAUGUUUACAGCUUUAAGAUCUGAUAUUCCACCAGUUGCUUAUAUAAAAAGUUUGGAUAUUUGGAUGGCAAUGUGUAUGUUCUUCGUUUUCUCCGCAUUAGGGGAAUUUGUAAUUAUUAAAGUUUUAGAUGAGAAAUAUCGGAUGUUGAAGAAACAAGAAUUUAAGGAACUACAAAUUUCGCAGUGGAAUGAAGGAGUCGAUAAAAAAUAUCUACCAUUAGAAGCAAAGCAUGGAAAAUUCAGGUUAUAUUGGCUCAAUGAUCGUGGUGAAGAGGUUCUAUUAUGGGUUGAAAUCGAUAAAAAGGCAAGAACGGUUUUUCCAACUCUUUAUUUAAUUUUCGUAUCGAUUUAUUUCCCCGUUUUGCUAAUUCACAGUCAACCUCAGACAUAAAUAAAACUUAAGAUGGUAAUCUUUAAAUAAAAACGGCAAAUUAGAA
Messenger RNA from Onthophagus taurus, 1383 nucleotides. It is a transcript of the gene alka, whose product is annotated as glycine receptor subunit alpha alkaliphile. Gene Ontology annotation, cellular component: membrane. Lineage: Eukaryota; Metazoa; Arthropoda; Insecta; Coleoptera; Scarabaeidae. The record is from RefSeq and is a predicted model, not a curated record. Gene Ontology annotation, molecular function: transmembrane signaling receptor activity; extracellular ligand-gated monoatomic ion channel activity. Gene Ontology annotation, biological process: monoatomic ion transmembrane transport.